This is a messenger RNA of Penicillium alfredii, 1137 nucleotides long. Its product is annotated as nitronate monooxygenase. The transcript has a single exon. The coding region runs from base 1 to 1137 and encodes 378 amino acids. Lineage: Eukaryota; Fungi; Ascomycota; Eurotiomycetes; Eurotiales; Aspergillaceae. Gene Ontology annotation, molecular function: nitronate monooxygenase activity. The record is from RefSeq and is a predicted model, not a curated record.
AUGACCCCAACCCAUCCAAACCCUCUCUACAAAACACACCCAUGGAUAUCCCCCACAAAUCCACCCGUAUCCAACGCCCCCAUGCUCAACAUCGCCACAGCCCCCCUAGCAACCUCUGUAUCCGCAGCAGGCGGGAUCGGAUUCAUAGCAGCCGGAUACGACACCACGGGUCUGGAGACGCAGCUCCGUGAGGCGACAACACUCCUCAAGAACCUAGAUCCAUCAAACCCAGCACGGAGAUUCCACACCGAAACAGGAAUCCUCCCACUAGGCGUGGGGUUCCUGAACUGGGGCGCCGAUUUGGAGAACGCAAUGCAGAUCCUGAGCGAGCACCGGCCGGCCGCAGUGUGGCUCUUUGCGCCAAGGGAUAUGCCCGCGGAUUUGAAACCGUGGGUGGAUGCUAUCCGAGGCCUCGAUGAUGAUGCUUCUGCUGCUGCAGGCGUCCGCGCCGAGUUUCAUACACCACCCACCCAGAUCUGGGUCCAGAUCGGUACAGUGCACGAAGCCACAGCCGCACUGUCAACCCUAUUUCCAGAUGUACUCGUUGCACAGGGCCACGACGCCGGCGGCCACGGGCUAGCGCGCUCAGCUUCAAUUGUCACUCUCGUCCCCGAGAUACAUGAUACUCUGCUGCAGCGCGACCCGUCGGCUCAACAUAUCCCCAUUGUUGCAGCGGGCGGUAUUGCUACGGGACGGGGCCUGCUCGCGGCACUGGCUCUCGGGGCCAGUGGCGCAGUCAUGGGAACCCGUUUUCUGGCUGCCACAGAGGCCCAGGUGGCAGCCGGGUAUCGGCGUGAGAUUCUGCGCGCAUCCGAUGGAGGCGCGAGUACGGUUCGCUCCACUGUUUAUGACCGCGUGCGCGGGAUUCAUGGUUGGCCCGCCCGCUACGAUGGGCGCGGGAUGAUUAAUCGGAGUUACGUGGAUGCCGUACAUCAUGGGAUGGAUGAUGAGCAGAAUCGCAGCUUAUAUCGCGCAGAAGCCUCCAAGGGUGAUGAGGGUUGGGGACCGUCAGGCCGCAUGACAACAUAUGCAGGGACGGGUGUUGGUCUCAUUACCCAAGUUCUGUCUGCGAAGGAAAUUCUCGCGGAGGUAUGGGCGGAGACUAAGGCCGUUGCUGGGAGAUUGGGGUCUUUGUGA